UCCUCCAUCUUUCACUGCACUCUGCUGGCAAUUGGGCCUCCUCCUGCUCCUCCCUCAACACCUCCCUGGGUCUGCCUCCAGGCUCCAAUCCAGUUUGGGACUGCCUCAUAAGUAUCCCCAGACCUGGGUUUGCGUUAGCGAUAGGCAGACUUGGGGGAGGGGAGGCGAGGAGUAAGUGCUGCUUGGGCUAGCGUGAUCUCUGCUUCUUCCAACCUGUAGCCCCAGGGACGUUGAACUGAGCUGCGCCUUACCGCUCAGCCUGAAGAUUCACCAUGGUGAAAAUCUUUUUCAGUACUCCCACUGCGGUGCAAAAGGAGGAGGCACAACAAGACGUGGAGGCCCGAGUGAGCUGCACCAUGGAAGCUCAGAUCCUGACCCGCAAGGAGCUCCGAGUUGCCACCCAGGAAAAAGAGGGCUCCUCUGGGGCAUGCAUGCUUACUCUCUUAGGCCUUUCAUUCAUCUUGGCAGGACUGAUUGUUGGUGGAGCCUGCAUUUUCAAGUACUUCAUGCCCAAGAGUACCAUCUACUAUGGAGAAAUGUGUUUCUUUGAUUCUGAGGACCCUGCAAAUUCCCUUCAUGGAGGAGAACCUUACUUCUUACCUGUGACAGAGGAGGCUGACAUUUGUCAGGAUGACAACAUCACAAUCAUUGAUGUGCCUGUCCCCAGUUUCUCUGAUAGUGACCCUGCAGCAAUUAUUCAUGACUUUGAAAAGGGAAUGACUGCUUACCUGGACUUACUGCUAGGCAACUGUUAUCUGAUGCCACUCAAUACCUCCAUUGUUAUGCCUCCAAAGAAUCUGAUGGAGCUCUUUGAAAAACUGGCGAGUGGCAAACACCUGCCUCACACUUAUGUGGUCCGUGAGGACCUGGUUGCUGUGGAGGAAAUCCCUGACAUUAGUAAUCUUGGCAUCUUUAUUUACCAACUUUGCAACAACAGAAAAUCCUUCCGUCUUUGCAGCAGAGACCUCCUGCUGGGUUUCAACAAACGUGCCAUUGAUAAGUGCUGGAAGAUUAGACACUUCCCCAAUGAAUUUAUUGUGGAGACCAAGAUCUGUCAAGAGUGAGAGGCAACUGAUAAGAGUAUCCUUGGUCAUAAGAAGUCAGAGAUUUACACUAUGACUUCAUCAUUAAAGC
Molecule: messenger RNA, 1134 nt
Organism: Tupaia belangeri chinensis (Chinese tree shrew)
Lineage: Eukaryota; Metazoa; Chordata; Mammalia; Scandentia; Tupaiidae
Gene: ITM2A
Product: integral membrane protein 2A
Exons: 6
Coding region: 273-1064 (263 amino acids)
Biological process (GO): negative regulation of amyloid precursor protein biosynthetic process
Cellular component (GO): Golgi apparatus; extracellular exosome; plasma membrane
Molecular function (GO): amyloid-beta binding
Source: RefSeq, a predicted model, not a curated record